ACUCGCAUGCAUGAAUCAUCUGUACAAACUGAUCAGCAACUUGUACGGACAGCUGCUGUUGGACCAUCCUCAAGAACAUGCUUCUUUAUGGGCUACAGCAGUAUAACAGGCAACGCAGGUGCACUUCGUAGUUUGUGUCGUGUGGAAGAAAAUGUUUUUGCAUUAUUGCUCAGCAUGCUUCCGACAGUUAGGGACAGAACCACAGACAUAACGAUUGAGAAUAAGUUGCUGAUGUUUCUCAUGAAGAUGAAACUUGGUAUUUCAUUCAGUGCUCUAUCUGUCAUUUUUGGUACACAUACGAGCACUGCAAGUCGCGCAUUUUUUUCUGUUUUGUACACCUUGGCUGAAGCAACCGGAGAUUGGAUCUAUAAGCCACCCAUUGACGACAUAAAGAUUGCACAGCCAGCUUGCUUCAGGAAAAAUUAUCCUGAAUGCACAUUAAUAAUUGAUUGCACCGAGAUGAAGACUGAGGCACCUUCUGAGGUUAGGCAGCAGCAUAUGCUUUUUUCUCAAUACAAAGGGUGCUACACGCUUAAAUUUUUGGUAGGUAUCAUACCUAAUGGCAUGGUUGUGUUUGCAUCAAAGCCGUACAGUGGACGCUGUUCCGACACUCGUAUCACAUUGGAGUCUGGCUUCUUAAACAUUGUUGAGGAAGGCAACAUGAUUUUGGUGGACAAACGAUUUCCUGGCAUACGCAUACAUCUUGCCAGCAAAGGAGUUGUUAUGAUCAUGCCUCCUUUCUCAGUUGGAGGCAAUGUUCCAUUCACUCCUCAAGAAAUGGAGCAAACUUACACAAUUGCUUCUGUACGUAUCCAUGUAGAGAGAGCGAUUCGGAGAAUUAAGUUGUACAACAUACUAAAACAUGUACCCAUUAAGCUCAUUCCAUCAAUGAAGGAAAUUUUUCACAUGUACUGUGUCUUGGCGAACCUUCAACCCCCUAUAAUCAGUUCGUGA
Rhipicephalus sanguineus (brown dog tick) is the source of this 954-nucleotide messenger RNA. RefSeq lists its product as uncharacterized. The record is from RefSeq and is a predicted model, not a curated record. NCBI's taxonomy places the organism in Eukaryota, Metazoa, Arthropoda, Arachnida, Ixodida, Ixodidae. Bases 7 to 954 code for a protein of 315 amino acids. The transcript has a single exon.